This is a messenger RNA of Oppiella nova, 773 nucleotides long. Lineage: Eukaryota; Metazoa; Arthropoda; Arachnida; Sarcoptiformes; Oppiidae. The record is from the annotation of a GenBank genome assembly.
GUAUGCUAUGCGAGACCUGCCGAUGAGGACCCGGAGGCCCGAUGUGGGGGUGGUUUCGGUGGUGGCGGCGGCGGUAGAGGGGGUUUCAGGGGGUUUCAGGUAGGGGUCUUGCAAAGUUAUGCCAAACACCACAACAAGACGUCAGACAUAAUACCGGAGGAAAAGUGUGGCGGAGGUUAUGGUGGCGGAGGUUAUGGUGGCGGAGGUUAUGGCGGCGGGGGCUAUAGAAAUGGUGGCAGAAAUAAUGGUGGCGCUGGAAAUGGGGGGGCUGGCACAGUAACCGGGGUACAACCUCUAUCCGACGGCAGUUACCUGUUAUACUGCGCCCUUUCCUAUGGAAAGCCUGUCAACGAUACCGACCCCGAGGCCCGAUGUUAUGGCGGGGGUUAUGGCUAUGGAGGUUACCCGGUGUACAUCCCGGUGCCCGUGGCUACUAAUGGUGCUCCCGGAACGGGAACGGCUGCUAACCCUAACGUACCGCAAGUAACUGGAGUCCAGCAACUGUCCGAUGGUACCUUGCUACUUUACAACGGCAACACCAUUAUUGGUCGCACCCUACCUGGCCGUACGAUUAACACACCUAACGGCCCCCUGAAUACCGGUACCGCUCAACCAGUUCCCGCCGCUGCUAAUAAUGUGCCGCAAAUCACCGGUCAGUCCCAACCUAACGGCCCCAAUGGACCCACCAUUUUGUAUUCCGGACAGACACCGGUAGCCCAGUUGCCAGCAGGGUACACCAUUGUACCACCCGCUAAUAACGGCAAAUAAACUAG